GGGUAAGAUAAAUCGUCAGGUUAAUUAUCCGUAUUUUCAAAUUUUGCAGAAAUCUUUGAUCCCUCCGCCAAGUUAUCUUCUUCACCAUUACCAAAUUCAAACUCUGUCUGACGACUGCUGCCACCGCUGAGCUCUGUUUUGUGCCAUUAAUGCGUUGAGAAUUCACACCGAUGGCGACAUCGGCUUUCAAAUCGACGACCAAAAGAGCUCCCAUCGGCGGCUCCGCCGAGGUCUCCUCCUCCAGCUCAUCCUCCGGGAACCGAGCUGCUCGCCGGUCGAGGAGUCUCAGUCGGUUCUCACGUAGGCUCCCGUUCGGUGAAGAACCGGCAGAGGCUGCUGCGAGCUCAGGUUUUGAGCCCACUCCCAGGCGGAGGUUCGUGAAUACUGCCAGAGGCUCUGUGUUCCCUGAGAUCAGCCUGGAUGAUCUCGCGCAGGAGUUUUUUUGCCGAAAGGAUGAAGAGAUAGAUAGCAGUGAUCCUGACCGCACUCGCUCUGCUAGACGCGGCUCGGACAUUGGUCGUUGGGCAAGUGAAACGGCGUCAUCUCAAAGGCGUGGGAGGUCAGUCUCCAGGCAGAGCUCGAGCUCGAAGACUAGUGGAGACAGAAAGAGUGUUGUCUCUGAUCGUUCACGAGUCAACACCGGACUUUCCGAGAGUAACUCGAGGAGGCGGCGGUCCGUUUCAUCAGUUCGAUUUCAGAUUAGCGACUCCGAGAGUGAUGCAGAUCAUUCUCGCAAACAAGAAAUUACUAUCAAGAGUCUCGGCAAUACAAACCAUGUGAUUUCUUCACACAAAACAAUAGCUGCUAACAGUGCACGACCAAGAAGGCCAAUGAACCAAAAAGAGCUUUCACGUUUACAUGAUGGUUACUCUAGUCACUCUUCUGUCCUAACAGAUGAUGAUUUGAAGAACCAUCCUGAUAAAAAUGUGAAUGAGAAAAUCAUUCGAGCUGUUUAUUCCCAGAAACAGGCGGAGCACCCUACUGAAGAUGACAUAAAUAGUGGGUUAUAUGAAGCAAUGAAGAAAGGACUUAGAUACGCUGUUGAAGAAAUCAAAGUUGAACUUGAACAGGGCAUGGUAAGGAAGAGUGGCAAUCACUCUCAGCUGGAUUCUGCAGCUAGAAAUAGUUAUGUGGCAAAGUUGGAAGAGUCUGAAAUGCGAAAGCAGGACCUUCUUGCUGAAAUACUGUUGGAGGAUCAAAAGGGUAGGGAGCUUUCUAGGAUUGUAACAGAAAAUUCGGCACCACUGGUUAAACCAUCACGAACAAGGAAGAAGAGUAAUGACCCAGGCACACUGUCUAGGCAACUAACUGAUGAAGCUGAGAAAUAUUUUGAGGAUUUCAUUACAAAUGUAGAAGAUACAGAUAUAUCUUCUUUUGAUGGAGAAAGGAGUGAUGGAAGCUCCACUUUAGGAGGGAUGAUGAAGGCAUGGGAUGGCAUAGCUGACAUGGAACCCAGAGCUUACCAGAUUCAAGAAGGAUCCAAUAUUCAUCGAGGUGAAAUGGAUGGUGUUAAUUUACCUUGGUUAAGGUGGGAGACGAGCAAUGAUGGCUCUUCCUCAGGCAAGGCUGAACUAAGGACUCCUCUUAGCCGAAAAUUAGUAAUCUGGGAUGCAAAACAGGACCAUAGUUGUUAUUCCCCUAGCAGUCAGGGGAGUUACAGUCCUGCAAUUAUGAAAUACCAUGAAAUUAGCAAGCUUAGUAAAAGAGUGGACAGUGAAGAAAACUACAAACGUGAAGUUCCUCCCAAGUUCGACAUGCAUGAGUAUGUUAUGCUUCAACAGAGUGAAGAAAUGUUGUUUGAAAGGUAUAGGGAGCGGAAAAGAAUAAGCUCUGGGGGACUUCUAUUAACUUGUACAAAUGCUUUUAGUAAUUUAAUUUUAUGAUUUUUUUUGUUAUGUAAUUUAUUAGGGCUAACCAUACAAAGACUUCAAUCUUCCCUAGCCUCUCGAGUCUCCACUCCGGAUUUCAGUUUUACUUUGAAAAAUAAAGAGAUGCUCCGUAUUAGUUGUUCUGAUGAUUUAUUAUUUUUCUCAUGUCUAACAUUUGAUUUUAGAGUUGUGAUUAAUUAAUUGUUGUACAAUGCUAGUUGAAUUACUCUAAGCUGAAGAAA
This is a messenger RNA of Cuscuta epithymum, 2110 nucleotides long. The record is from the annotation of a GenBank genome assembly. NCBI's taxonomy places the organism in Eukaryota, Viridiplantae, Streptophyta, Magnoliopsida, Solanales, Convolvulaceae.